Messenger RNA from Knipowitschia caucasica, 7224 nucleotides. Lineage: Eukaryota; Metazoa; Chordata; Actinopteri; Gobiiformes; Gobiidae. The record is from the annotation of a GenBank genome assembly.
AUGUCAUUCGGACUGUUUUCUACUGAGGAAAUAAGAAAAUUGAGUGUGAAAUUGAUCUCAAGCUCCAAAUUCCUUGAUAAUGUUGGAAACAUGGCUCCGAACAGCCUCUACGACCUGGCCCUGGGUCCAUCUGACAGCAAAGAGGUGUGUGCCACGUGUUGCCAGGACUUUAACAGUUGUCCCGGUCACUUCGGUCACGUGGAGCUGCCUCUGCCGGUCUUCAACCCGCUCUUCUUCGAUAAACUGUUCCUCUUGAUCCGAGGCUCGUGUUUAAAGUGUCACCUUCUGACGUGUCCUCGAGCGGCCAUUCACCUCCUCAUCAAACAGCUGCAGCUGCUGGACCACGGCUUAUGGCAGGAGAUCCACCAAAUCCAACAAGUCCUCAGAACGUUUGUGGAAGGUAAUCCCAAAGCCUCUGGAGACGACAUCGAGAAAGCUUUAACAGAGUUCACGGAUCAGCUCCUGAGCGGGCAGCCGGACCGGGCCGUCAGACCGAUCAAACACGUUGUUCACACAAAAAACAGACUCAUCAACGACUUCUGGAAAAACCACAUUAAAUCCAGACAGUGUCAAGAAUGCAAGAGUGGGAAGUUUACAAUCCGUCGUGAACACAACAGUAAACUCAUCAUCAACCUCCCGGCGGGACAGUCCCUAGACAAGAGCACUGAGGACAUUCUUGGCGGACGGAGAUCCUUCCUGACGGCGAGUAUGGCCCGCGAACACAUCUCUCUGCUAUGGGAGAAAGAAGGUUUUUUCUUGAAGCACUUGUUUUCUGGAACCGACAGCUCCAGCGACAUCUCCCCGGACGUGUUCUUCUUGGAUCUGCUCCUGGUCCCUCCCUGCAGAUUCCGUCCAAUCAAUCGCCUCGGAGACCAGAUGUUUACGAACGGGCAGACGGUGAACAUGCAAGCGGUGAUGAAGGAGUGCGAGACAGUCAGGAAGCUGCUGGCCAUUAUCGCAGGGAAGAAGAUCCAGGAGCAAGUGGAGCAAGUGGUACGACCCAAACUACACACUGUACAGGAGCAAGUGGUACGACCCAAACUACACACUACAGGAGCAAGUGGUACGACCCAAACUACACACUACAGGAGCAAGUGGUACGACCCAAACUACACACUGUACAGGAGCAAGUGGUACGACCCAAACUACACACUGUACAGGAGCAAGUGGUACGACCCAAACUACACACUACAGGAGCAAGUGGUACGACCCAAACUACACACUGUACAGGAGCAAGUGGUACGACCCAAACUACACACUGUACAGGAGCAAGUGGUACGACCCAAACCACACACUGUACAGGAGCAAGUGGUACGACCCAAACUACACACUACAGGAGCAAGUGGUACGACCCAAACUACACACUGUACAGGAGCAAGUGGUACGACCCAAACCACACACUGUACAGGAGCAAGUGGUACGACCCAAAAUACACACUACAGGAGCAAGUGGUACGACCCAAACUACACACUGUACAGGAGCAAGUGGUACGACCCAAACUACACACUGUACAGGAGCAAGUGGUACGACCCAAACUACACACUGUACAGGAGCAAGUGGUACGACCCAAACCACACACUGUACUGGAGUAAGUGGUACGACCCAAACUACACACUGUACAGGAGCAAGUGGUACGACCCAAACUACACACUACAGGAGCAAGUGGUACGACCCAAACUACACACUGUACAGGAGCAAGUGGUACGACCCAAACUACACACUGUACAGGAGCAAGUGGUACGACCCAAACCCACACUAUACAGGAGCAAGUGGUACGACCCAAACCACACACUGUACUGGAGCAAGUGGUACGACCCAAACCACACACUGUACAGGAGCAAGUGGAGCAAGUGGUACGACCCAAACUACACACUGUACAGGAGCAAGUGGUACGACCCAAACUACACACUGUACAGGAGCAAGUGGUACGACCCAAACCACACACUGUACUGGAGCAAGUGGUACGACCCAAACUAUACACUGUACAGGAGCAAGUGGUACGACCCAAACUACACACUAUACAGGAGCAAGUGGUACGACCCAAACCACACACUGUACUGGAGCAAGUGGUACGACCCAAACCACACACUGUACAGGAGCAAGUGGUACGACCCAAACUACACACUACAGGAGCAAGUGGUACGACCCAAACUACACACUGUACAGGAGCAAGUGGUACGACCCAAACCACACACUGUACAGGAGCAAGUGGUACGACCCAAACUACACACUAUACAGGAGCAAGUGGUACGACCCAAACCACACACUGUACUGGAGCAAGUGGUACGACCCAAACCACACACUGUACAGGAGCAAGUGGUACGACCCAAACCACACACUACAGGAGCAAGUGGUACGACCCAAACUACACACUGUACAGGAGCAAGUGGUACGACCCAAACCACACACUGUACAGGAGCAAGUGGUACGACCCAAAAUACACACUACAGGAGCAAGUGGUACGACCCAAACUACACACUGUACAGGAGCAAGUGGUACGACCCAAACCACACACUGUACUGGAGCAAGUGGUACGACCCAAACCACACACUGUACUGGAGUAAGUGGUACGACCCAAACUACACACUGUACAGGAGCAAGUGGUACGACCCAAACUACACACUACAGGAGCAAGUGGUACGACCCAAACUACACACUGUACAGGAGCAAGUGGUACGACCCAAACCACACACUGUACUGGAGCAAGUGGUACGACCCAAACUACACACUGUACAGGAGCAAGUGGUACGACCCAAACCACACACUGUACAGGAGCAAGUGGUACGACCCAAAAUACACACUACAGGAGCAAGUGGUACGACCCAAACUACACACUGUACUGGAGUAAGUGGUACGACCCAAACUACACACUGUACAGGAGCAAGUGGUACGACCCAAACUACACACUACAGGAGCAAGUGGUACGACCCAAACCACACACUGUACUGGAGCAAGUGGUACGACCCAAACCACACACUGUACAGGAGCAAGUGGUACGACCCAAACUACACACUGUACAGGAGCAAGUGGUACGACCCAAACCACACACUGUACUGGAGUAAGUGGUACGACCCAAACUACACACUGUACAGGAGCAAGUGGUACGACCCAAACCACACACUGUACUGGAGUAAGUGGUACGACCCAAACUACACACUGUACAGGAGCAAGUGGUACGACCCAAACUACACACUACAGGAGCAAGUGGUACGACCCAAACCACACACUGUACUGGAGCAAGUGGUACGACCCAAACCACACACUGUACAGGAGCAAGUGGUACGACCCAAACUUACACACUGUACAGGAGCAAGUGGUACGACCCAAACUACACACUGUACAGGAGCAAGUGGUACGACCCAAACCACACACUGUACUGGAGUAAGUGGUACGACCCAAACUACACACUGUACAGGAGCAAGUGGUACGACCCAAACUACACACUACAGGAGCAAGUGGUACGACCCAAACUACACACUGUACAGGAGCAAGUGGUACGACCCAAACCACACACUGUACUGGAGCAAGUGGUACGACCCAAACCACACACUGUACUGGAGCAAGUGGUACGACCCAAACCACACACUGUACAGGAGCAAGUGGUACGACCCAAACUACACACUGUACAGGAGCAAGUGGUACGACCCAAACCACACACUGUACUGGAGCAAGUGGUACGACCCAAACUAUACACUGUACAGGAGCAAGUGGUACGACCCAAACCACACACUGUACUGGAGCAAGUGGUACGACCCAAACCACACACUGUACAGGAGCAAGUGGUACGACCCAAACUACACACUGUACAGGAGCAAGUGGUACGACCCAAACCACACACUGUACUGGAGCAAGUGGUACGACCCAAACUAUACACUGUACAGGAGCAAGUGGUACGACCCAAACUACACACUAUACAGGAGCAAGUGGUACGACCCAAACCACACACUGUACUGGAGCAAGUGGUACGACCCAAACUACACACUGUACAGGAGCAAGUGGUACGACCCAAACCACACACUGUACUGGAGCAAGUGGUACGACCCAAACCACACACUGUACUGGAGCAAGUGGUACGACCCAAACCACACACUGUACAGGAGCAAGUGGUACGACCCAAACCACACACUGUACAGGAGCAAGUGGUACGACCCAAACUACACACUGUACAGGAGCAAGUGGUACGACCCAAACCACACACUGUACAGGAACAAGUGGUACGACCCAAACCACACACUGUACUGGAGCAAGUGGUACGACCCAAACCACACACUGUACAGGAGCAAGUGGUACGACCCAAACUACACACUGUACAGGAGCAAGUGGUACGACCCAAACUACACAUGGUCUCCGUCUGCUGCUCUAACCCUCCACAUGCAGCAGGAUCAGGAGGCGCAGCAGGAGGCGCAGCAGGAGGCGCAGCAGGAGGCGCAGCAGGAGGCGCAGCAGGCGGACGCAGCAGACCAGUCCUUCCUCGUUUCUCUUCCCGGUCAAACUCUGUCCGACAAACUCUACAACACCUGGAUCCGGCUGCAGACUCUGGUCAACAUCGUGUUCGACAGCGACAUGGACAAGAUGAUGGCGGAGAAGUACCCAGGGAUCAAGCAGAUUCUGGAGAAAAAGGACGGUCUGUUCAGGAAGCACAUGAUGGGGAAGAGAGUGGACUUCGCCGCUCGGUCCGUCAUCUGCCCGGACAUGUACAUCGGCACGCACGAGAUCGGGAUCCCCAUGGUCUUUGCCACGAAGCUGACGUACCCUCAGCCUGUGACUCCGUGGAACGUGAAAGAGCUGCGGCAGGCGGUUCUGAACGGCCCCAACGUCCACCCGGGCGCCGCCAUGGUCAUCACCGAAGACGGCAGGAAAACUAUACUGUCUCCGUCCAACUUCAGCCAGAGAGAAGCCGUGGCCAAACAGCUGCUGACGCCGUGCCCCGGGCCACACACCAUGCCCAUGAAGAUCGUGAAUCGUCACAUAAAGAACGGAGACGUGUUGCUAUUGAACCGACAACCCACUCUCCACAGACCCUCCAUACAGGCCCACAGCGCUCGCAUCCUGCCAGGAGAGAAGGUCUUGAGACUGCACUAUGCCAACUGUAAAGCCUACAACGCAGACUUUGAUGGAGACGAGAUGAACGCUCACUUCCCUCAGAGCGAACUGGGCCGAGCCGAGGCCUACACUCUGGUCGGCACCAACCAGCAGUACCUGGUCCCCAAGGACGGGAAGCCUCUGGCCGGUCUGAUCCAGGACCACAUGGUGUCCGGGACGCGGAUGACCAUCAGAGGCUGUUUCUUCAGCAGGGACCAGUACACGGAGCUGGUCUACAGAGGCCUCACCGACAAACGGGGGAGAGUGAAGCUUCUCCCUCCGGCCAUCAUCAAACCUCACCCUCUGUGGACGGGAAAGCAGGUGGUGUCUACGCUGCUGCUGAAUGUUAUUCCAAAGACGGCUGUUCCUCUGAACCUGGUCGGAAAAUCCAAGAUCCCGAGCAAAGCCUGGAUCCAGAACCCUCCACGGUCCUGCCCCGGGUACCGACCAGACACCAUGUGCGACUCACAGGUGUUGAUCCGUGAGGGGGAGCUGCUGGUGGGGGUCCUGGACAAGGCUCAUUACGGGUCCUCAGCCUACGGCCUGGUCCACUGCUGUUACGAGCUCUACGGAGGAGAGACCAGCGGGACCCUGCUGAGCUGCCUGGCCCGGCUCUUCACGGCCUACCUGCAGCUGUACCGCGGCUUCACCCUGGGCGUAGAGGAUAUUUUGGUGAAGCCGGGCGCCAACAAGCAGCGGAAAAAGAUCAUCAAGAACUCGCUCAAGAUUGGGACAAAAGCGCUCCAGGCGGCGUUCAACCUGCCGUCUGACGUGGAUCCUGCCGAGGCCCGGAGCCGGUGGCAGGACGCCCACCUCACACCGGACCAGAGGGACUUCAGUUUGGCCGACCACAAGUUUAAGGAAGUGGCCAACCAGGUCAACAACGAGAUCAACAAGGUCUGCAUGCCGAUGGGUCUCCACAGGUCUUUCCCCGACAACAACCUGCAGCUCAUGGUCCAGUCCGGCGCCAAAGGGUCCACGGUCAACACGAUGCAGAUUUCCUGUCUGUUGGGUCAGAUCGAGCUGGAGGGUCGGCGCCCGCCCCUGAUGCCUUCUGGGAAAUCUCUGCCCUGUUUCCAGCCGUACGAUCCUUCGCCCGGAGCCGGAGGGUUCGUGUCCGGAAGGUUCCUCACUGGGAUCAAACCACAGGAGUUCUUCUUCCAUUGUAUGGCCGGGAGAGAGGGUCUGGUGGACACGGCUGUGAAAACCUCCAGAUCUGGAUACUUGCAGCGAUGUGUGAUCAAGCACCUGGAGGGCCUGGUGGUGCAGUACGACCUCACGGUGAGAGACAGCGAUGGUUCCGUGGUGCAGUUUCUUUACGGAGAGGACGGACUCGACGUUCCCAAAACACAGUUCCUGGUUCCCCGACAGUUCCCCUUCGUCGAGGAGAACUACGAGGUCAUAAGGAAAUCCCAGGGUCUUGAUGAAAUCCUGUCCGGGUUGGAUCCUGAAGCUGCCAGGAAGCACUUUACUGCGAUUCAGAGAUGGAAAGAUAAACGCUCCGCUGCAGAUCCACGACAAGGUGCAUUUCUUUUGUACUCACAGAAGAAAUUGGCUAAAAUCAAAGCGUCGUCGACAGAUGGAGUGAGCGUCAACAGCAGAGAAACCCCCACUUUAGAGCUGAUCGAUCAGUGGCGAGCUCUGCCGGACCAGAGUAGAUCCAAAUACACAAAGAGACAGUUCCGUUGUCCGGAGCCGGCGCUGGGUCUGCUCCGACCCGACGUCAACUUUGGAUCCGUGUCGGAAAACUUCCACGACAUCACAGAGAAAUACCUGAGCAGCUGCAGCCUGGACCAGGACCGACAGGACAGUCUCCGUCGGCUGCUGCAGUACAAAUGGCAGCGGUCUCUGUGUGACCCUGGAGAGGCCGUGGGGCUGUUGGCGGCUCAGUCCAUCGGAGAACCCUCCACUCAGAUGACCCUCAACACCUUCCACUUCGCUGGUCGCGGAGAGAUGAACGUCACGCUGGGAAUACCGCGACUGAGGGAGAUCCUGAUGGUGGCCAGCUCCAACAUUAAGACCCCCAUGAUGAGUGUCCCGGUCCUGGGCACAAAGAAAGCUCUGAGGAAAGCAAAGAUUCUGAGGAAGAUGCUCACACGCGUCUGUCUGUCUGAGAUUCUCCAACGGGACAAAGGAAAAUGA